GCACCCUCUGAAAUAGGAACUUUCCUGCUCAGGAACCCUGUUUUCCAGACGCAGAACUAAGAAAGGAAUAAUGCUUGCAUUACUAGGGGCUUUUAUCCUGUGCUGGUGGUGUGUGAAUUUGAAAACUGUACUUUUCCCCUUGGUCUCAGUAUUCUCAUCAGAAAUGUGGAUAUCAAUGCUACCUCCUAGAAUUUAUCUGAGCCAAAACGUAUGUGGUAAAUGGAAGUUUCCCAUUUUCUGAAGAUGUUGUCCGCAGCAACAGACACAGCCAAGAGCUUUAUCAGAGAAGGCUUCCUUGACUAUCUUAUUUAAAAUUUCAGUCCCUACCUUAGUACUCCCUAUAUGCCUUCAGGUUGUAUCCUUUCUCAUUACAUUUAAUUUGAAAUGUUUCACUUGUUUCUUGUAAUCUUAACAUCCUCUAAAAUAUACGCUUUAUUACGUUUUGUUCAGUGCAGUGUCCCCAGUGCCUAGAAGAGUGCCUGGCACACUAAUAAAUACUUGCUAAAUAAAAGGUUGUGCCUGAAGAGAGGUUAACAGGUAGCUGGCACCUAGCAAGUGCUCAGUAAGACUGAACCCGGCCUAACUCCAGACUUCUCCUCCUCAGGGACAAGAAGGACUCCCACGGUUAAAUAAACGGGUCGACAGCUAAACUGGUGUUACUCAAAGGUUCUAACACUACAAGUUCCAAGAAGCCUCGCGAAGCCCUGAUCCUACAUCACCCACCGUGCCUCGCGCGGCGCAGCCGCCGUUACUCUAGCUGCGUCUCGAGAGCUGGAACUACACCUCCCAGGAAGCGCUCCGGGAUGUCGUUGGUUUGUUUCCGGAAACGGGGCCUCAGAAAGGUGGGACUUAGACCUGGGAGCCGAUGGCGGCAGCUGUCAAUUGGUCAGGGACGAGAUCGACGGUUGCACUGACAAAUGGAAAUAAGGAAUUGCCAAAGGGGCCCGCCCACAGAAGGGAAACUACUGGAGGUGGCGGCUGCAGUGGCGGUCGCCGCCGGACACUCCUCAGCGCGGAGGACUGGGCGCGCACAAAGCUUACCUUGACCUCUUCCCGUCUGCCUUCAGCUUUGAUUUGUGACACUGGGCUCUUCUGGGCUCUUCUGACCCAGUUAGCCACAUCUCAGACCCAAACCAUGUUCCCGGUGAAGGUGAAAGUGGAGAAAUCAGGUGAGGACCCCGAGAGCUGGAGAUGGCCAAGGCCCGGAACCAACUUGAUGCUGUUUUGCAGUGUCUGCUGGAGAAGAGUCACAUGGACAGCCCUGGAAACCCCGAGCCCACAGUUCUCUUCUGUACCAGGGAGCGUCUGGAGGAGGAAGCUGGGAAAACCCCCUCAGACACCCACAACAAGGAUUGUUCCAUUGCAGCCACUGGCAAACGGCCAUCUGCCCGCUUCCCCCACCAGCGGAGGAAGAAGAGGAGGGAGAUGGAUGACGGGCUGGCUGAGGGAGGCCCACAGCGAUCCAAGUUCAGAGGUCACCAAUAGCAAGAGUCGUGACGUGUACAAGCUGCCUCCACCCACAGCCCCUGGGCCACCUGGAGAUGCUUGCAGAUCCCGAAUUCCAUCCCCCCUGCAGCCUGAGACCCAGGGUACCCCUGAUGAUGAGCCCUCCGAGCCUGAGCCCUCACCAUCCACGCUCAUCUACCGCAACAUGCAGCGCUGGAAACGCAUCCGCCAGAGGUGGAAGGAGGCAUCUCAUCGGAACCAGCUUCGGUACUCAGAAAGCAUGAAGAUCCUGCGGGAGAUGUAUGAGCGACAGUGAUGUUCCCCUGCCCACCACAUCCCCCCAAUAAACAUUCCCCUCCUUCCCACCUCCA
This is a messenger RNA of Mirounga angustirostris (Northern elephant seal), 1817 nucleotides long. It is a transcript of the gene LIN37, whose product is annotated as lin-37 DREAM MuvB core complex component. Lineage: Eukaryota; Metazoa; Chordata; Mammalia; Carnivora; Phocidae. The transcript is spliced from 8 exons. Gene Ontology annotation, biological process: negative regulation of transcription by RNA polymerase II. The coding region runs from base 866 to 1762 and encodes 298 amino acids. The record is from RefSeq and is a predicted model, not a curated record. Gene Ontology annotation, cellular component: Myb complex; transcription repressor complex.